This is a messenger RNA of Trematomus bernacchii (emerald rockcod), 3176 nucleotides long. RefSeq names its product netrin 4 (gene ntn4). NCBI's taxonomy places the organism in Eukaryota, Metazoa, Chordata, Actinopteri, Perciformes, Nototheniidae. Gene Ontology annotation, biological process: substrate adhesion-dependent cell spreading; cell migration; basement membrane assembly. The record is from RefSeq and is a predicted model, not a curated record. The transcript is spliced from 10 exons. Gene Ontology annotation, molecular function: protein binding. Gene Ontology annotation, cellular component: laminin trimer. The coding region runs from base 251 to 2206 and encodes 651 amino acids.
CUGCCUCUCCUCAGACAGAGAUCUGCGGGCAGAGCGACGCACACUGCGGGGAAAUGAAACACACUGCAGGACCCGAAGCACCCGCACUCUCCACACACACUCAGCUCCUCUCUCUGCGGGACACCACGCACCGUCCGGGAUCAUGUUGUUUCUUCACGACUUAUUAUCGGCUUAUUGGAUCGCAGCUGAGUGAAAGAGAAAGUCCACACUGGAUUUGAACCCUAUACGCACUAUACUUCUGCCACCGUGGAUGAAAUCUGUGCAUACUUUAUGUCUGAAUAACUCCAGCGGAUUCUCACAUAUUUCGGAUUAUUAUUUUAAACAAGGAGAUAUGUUGAUUUUAUUUGUGAUCAGCCUGGCCGUGCUGUCAGAUGCAGGUCUGUCAGGUGACGUGUUUCAAGCCGGUGUGUCCCCUCGCUGUGAGAGCCGGGCCUGUAACCCCCGCAUGGGUAACUUGGCUCUGGGUCGGCGGGUCCUGACGCAGACCGUCUGCGGAAACAACGGCACGGAGCUCUACUGCUCCUACUCCGACCCCAACGUCAACCUGGCCUGCAGCGCCGCAAAGUGCGCCAAGUGCAACGCCGGCUUGCCCCUCCUGUCCCACCUGGCCAACGCCAUGUCCGACUCCUCCUUCCGUCACCCCAACACCUGGUGGCAGUCGGCGGAGGGGGUGGAGUCUGAAACGGUGCAACUGGACCUGGAGGCAGAGUUCUACUUCACGCAUCUCAUCGUGGUGUUUCGCUCGCCCAGGCCUGCCGCCAUGACCCUGGAGAGGUCUCAGGACUUUGGGAGGACGUGGAAGAUGCUGCAGUACUACGCCGGAAACUGCACCGACACCUUUGGGAUGGAGGAGGGGAAGGCAGGCGUCGGCCGGGAUGUGGCCAUCUGCACAUCCAAAUACUCCGGGGCGUAUCCCUGCAACCGUGGAGAGGUGAUCUACCGCACCCUCCCCAAAUGGGAGUCCCUGGACCCGUUCGGGCUGGAGGGCCAGCAGCAGCUGAGGGUGACCAACGUCCGGGUCCGGCUGCUGAAGCGCCAGCCGUGUCCCUGCCAGGCCAAAGACCUCGCCUCCGCCCACGUAAACCUCCCAACCCGACACUUUGCCAUCUAUGACCUGAUCGUGAAGGGAAGCUGCUUCUGCAACGGACACGCAGAGCAGUGUGUUCCUGCCCCGGGGUACCAGCCCAUCAGAGACCGCACCAACCAUGUGGUCCAUGGGAAGUGUGUGUGCAGACACAACACUGCAGGUGAUCACUGUGAGCGCUGCAGUCCUCUCUACAACGACCGACCCUGGCAGCCAGCUGACGGACUGACGGGCGCUCCACAGGAAUGUCGGAAGUGUAAGUGUAAUGGACAUGCCCACAGCUGCCGUUUCGACUGGACGGCGUGGCGAGAGUCCGGCCAGCGCAGCGGGGGAGUUUGUGACUGUGUGCACAACACUGAGGGACAUCAGUGUCAGAAAUGCAAAGCCGGCUUCUACAGAGACCCCCAAAGACCUCAGACAGCCCCUGACUCCUGCAAACCAUGCGGCUGUCACCCCUUGGGCUCAAUGGCCUUCCACUUUGCAGACGGCUCUCUCUGCGACCCCUCCAACGGAAACUGCAUCUGUAAGCCUGGAGUAGGGGGAGCCCACUGUGACAGUUGCAUGGUGGGAUACUGGGGCUUCCACGAUUAUGGCUGCCGUCCAUGUGACUGUGCAGGAGACUGUGAUCCAUUCACUGGAGACUGUAUGUUUGGCUCUGAUCUGGAGUUAGAGGGAAACUCCAGCGAGCCGGUGAAGAUUUUCAGACCCGACGAACUCUUCUCUGCCCUUCACUACUCAGAGAAGUGUGAGUGCAAAGAGCAAGCACUGACCAACAGUAAACUCUUCUGCACCAUGAAUUAUGCAUACGUCCUGAAGGUAAAAGUGCUGUCCGCCCACGAUAAGGGCUCACACGCUGAGGUGGAGGUCAAAGUUCAGAAGGUGCUCAGUCAGAACACCAAGGUGAAGGUACCGCGGGGUCGGGUCACUCUUUACCCCGAGUCCUGGACCGCCCGGGGCUGCACAUGCCCCAUCCUCAACCCAGGAGUGGAGUACCUGGUGGCGGGUCACUCGGACCGUAAGCAGGGCCGCCUCCUGGUCAACAUGAAGAGCUUUGUCAAACCUUGGAAAGCCAGCUUGGGCCGCAAAGUCCUCACGCUCCUAAAGAAAGACUGCAACUGGUAGACAGCCCAUUUCAAAAUACUGGAGUACCAAUGGACACAGGGACGACAAUGCCAUGGAUUCUUUCUUGUCCGCCAAAUGUGAGAUCGGGAGCAGGUUUUAGGGGCUGAACUGAGAUGAUUGAAGCCCCCUUUAUUUCUCCAAUGAGAGCUAGUGGUGGACUGCGCCAGCUUAAAAGCAUGUGGGACCUUAUUUUAUUGAGAGAUAUAAUGUCUUACACAUUCCUACGUAGAAUUUCUUCUGCUGUUGCUGCUGCGGCUAAAGACGUUGAGGAAUUCAGCGCUUUGGCCACGUGCUUUCUAUUUUAAGUGACUCCCUUUGAGCGCGUUGAUUAAAACUGAAUCUUUUCCUCUCUGCAGCACUUUAGCCUAAGAUGGACUGAGGGAAAAUGGACACAAAAAGAGAGGGAGACCUAUCAUACACAUACUAAAUGACCCCCCUGACAUGGAACGUGGAUGGAGCAUGUCUAUUUUCUAUGACAGUGGACACUCCUUCACACAGGAAGCAGUGUGUGUGAGUGUGUGUCUGAACAAGCCAUACAAGCCACUACAGGUGGAUAAAUCUUAGCCAGUCCAGGUGUGCCUGUGUUGAAGAGUGAAUGGAUUUGACCCAAAACGUGAAUGUAUUUGCCUGUUUUUGCAAAUGUGUGUGUGUGAGACAGAAAGAGAGUGUUAGAUUGAAGAAGAAUACUAUGAGCACGGUCCAGAUUCAGUCCAGCUCUUAAGCUUUUCUGUAGGUUUGUGUACACUUUCAACAACAGCCGUUCCAAUGUUGAUGAUGUAACGUCAUGUAUAUUGAUUCAUCUCAUAUUACACUAAUUUCAGAAAAUCCUUGUUAUUCCUUCCUUUUGUGCUCUUGUACAGUAUUAUUUGUAUAUAUCUAUAUAAAUAUUAUGUUCAUCUUUCUCCCUCUGUUUAAUUGUUUUUGUAUGUGGUAAUAUUAAAGGAUAAUUACAGCUUUGGUCUUAUUUUCA